Tachysurus vachellii is the source of this 1742-nucleotide messenger RNA. RefSeq lists its product as uncharacterized. The record is from RefSeq and is a predicted model, not a curated record. Bases 1 to 852 code for a protein of 283 amino acids. The transcript is spliced from 6 exons. Gene Ontology annotation, biological process: response to bacterium. Lineage: Eukaryota; Metazoa; Chordata; Actinopteri; Siluriformes; Bagridae.
AUGAUCAGACUCUUUGUCGCUCUUUGUGCUCUUUUUUCUCUCUUCACAGCUGGUGACGAGGACAUUCAAGUUAAAAAAGUAAAGACUGGAGAUGAUGUUACUAUAAAUUGCGGCAUGUCCAGCGACAAAGCUAUUGUUUGGUUCAAACAUAGUUUUGGAAAGGUUCCUCAGUUGGUAGGGAGAACAGUGGAGAAAUAUUUCAGACCUAAUGAUAAAUGCUUCAGUGUUACUGAUGAAAAAUUGUUUAUUCUCAACAUUACAAAUGUGAAAGAAGAGGAUACAGGAACAUACUACUGUGUAGAAAUGCUGGGCACUUCACCAGACUUUACAUCUGGAACCCUUUUGGUUGUUGAAGAUGAGGAGAUGAAACGAAUUCCUCCAGCUGUAACGGUGUUUGAGAAAGGAGAGUCGCUCACACUCCAGUGUUCAGUACAAGCCAUUACUUCAAGCUGUGAAGAACUGAGCGUGUACUGGUUUAGACACGGCUCAGGAGAAUCUGAUCCUGGAAUCAUUUAUACUCAUGGAAACGCCAGUGAUGAGUGUAAGAAGAGCUCUGAGGCUGGUUCUCCUCCACAGACCUGUGUCUACACUCUCCCGAAGAGGAAGCUCACAACCUCUAGUAAAGAAAUGCUCUACUGUGCUGUGGCUGAGUGUGGACAAAUCCUCUUCGGGAAUGGAGUUAAAGCUGCAGAUACAAGGGCUUCAAACGACCAACCAAAUAACAAAAAUCAGGUCGCUGCUGAAGAGGUCUUGAACUAUGCAGCUGUGAGUUUUGAUAAGAAACCUUCAGCCUCUAGAACAUCCAGAGCCAGAAGCCAUGAAGAUGUUUACACUCAAGUUAAAAUAAAAUAGAAAUAAGAGAAAUUAAUUCAGAAUUAAAUAUUUAAUUCUUCCCUAAUUUUUAAUUCUUAACUAAAACUAGUAAUAUUUUUUAAUCAUGAAUGUACUAGUUAGCUUUAAUUGUUUGAGACUAAAGCUUCUUAUUUGUUGUCUUAAGUUCUGUUCUUUCACCAUUACAGACUGUGUAAUCUUCUCAUUUGUAUUCAUUAGGAUUUUCCUAAAUUUUAAAAAAGCCUUACAUUUGGAAUGUUUUCUUAGCAUUUUUCUAAAAUAGUGAAGCUGAUUUCUAGAAUUGCAAGAAAACUCAUUGUUUGAUUUUAAAAGCUACCUUCCUGACCGUUCAGAUCUCACAUCAGGCCUUUAUUCUUCUUUAAAACAUGUCAGAUGUGAGAAGAUAAAUAAAUCUGUGAAUAAUGUAAUUACUGUAAAUGAGCUAAAUCACAUUUAACAGCUGUAGGCAGUAUAUAAGUAAAUACAUUUUCAUGAGUGAUGUCAGUUUCAUGACAGUUCUAUUAAGUCUAUUAAAUAUUGCACGGUGUGAUGAGUUAUGUCUCAGAUUUACAUAGUAAAUAGAUCAUUAGAAACAUAACAAUUAUCACUGUAUCUAAAACGCUUUCCUUGAAAUCUCACUGAAGAAUUAAGUGUGAAUGUGUUAAACAUGUGAUGACGUAAUGUGAGGAAAUAUGUGGGGAGUCAUUUAAAUUAUCGUUCAGUAAUUUUACUCACACCAAGAAAUAUUAGAAUUAUUCCAUGUCUCUUGUAAUCAUGUCCUGGUUAGAUUUACUAAAAAUGUUUUAGUGAAUCCUUAGAAGCUUCAGAGCCUCAGACAUGUACUCUGUAUCGUCAUAUAUAUUGCUGUAUAGUUUAAACAAUUUUAAAAAAUAAAGCAUGUUAAAAAGAAA